AUGACUCAGAUGGCUGACACACUGGCUGCCAGACACCCACUCUCCAAUGUUAAAGUUCAGGGCCUCCAUUCUGGAUUGGGAUUGGGAGACGUCAUUGUGUGCCUGGAGACAGCUUUGGAGCAGAUCAGCAAUGAUCAGGGGGACUCAAUCUACUACUCAAGGAAGCCAGGACCUCCACCUGUGUCUAGUUUAUCCUUCUCUAUUACAGUUAUUCCUGACUCACUCCGGGUGACAUCAGAAGCCCAGACCCUAAACAAAGUGCAACACAAUUCUCUGGAACUGAAAUGUGAGAUAUCCAAGACUACUGUACAGCACAGCCACAUUUCCAUUGCCUGGUACCGGAAAAAAGCAAAUGAGCCCGCUGUAGAGGUGAUCUCCUUCAGUCGAGAUUUUGUGUUGCAUGCUGGAAGUGAGUACAGCCAGCGGCAUGCCAGUGGAGACAUCCGCCUGGAUAAAGUAGGCGAGACUCUGUCCAAGCUUACCAUCUACAACCUGCAGUCCUCUGAUGAGGGCGAGUUUUACUGUGAAGCAGCGGAGUGGAUUCAGGACCCUGAUGGGAUUUGGUAUGCAAUGACCCGCAAGCGCUCAGAGGGCACCAUGGUCUUUGUGGAAGGAACUGCCAGUGCUCACAUUAAUUUUGAUAUGGAUAUCAACGUCCGGCUAGAGACAGAGAAGCGGACCUACACAGUAGGUGAACCCGUGGAAUUCCGGUGUAUUUUGGAGGUACAGAAUGUUGCCAAGAGAUACUUCUCCAUCUCAUGGGCCUUCAACAGCUCUCUGAUUGCUAGUUUUGGGGCUAAUGCUGUACCAGUACUUAACAAUGAGUUUGCCCAGCGUGAAGCUUUGGGCCAACUGAAAGUAUCCAAAGAGAGUGACAGUGUGUAUAUUCUGAAAAUCUACCGACUCCGCCUCGAAGACAGUGGAAAGUACAACUGCCGAGUGACAGAGCGCUUGAAGACAUCAACUGGUGAAUUUAUCGAUGGAGAAAGCAAACGACCAAAGAACACACCCAUCACAGUGCUUCCCCUUAAGACCAAUAUUUCAGUGGAGGUGACCAACAAUGCCCCCAGUGUGCUAGAAGGAGAGAGCCUACGUUUUAGUUGUAAUGUGCGCACAGGGUUUAGACCUCAAAACCGUCUUUCUGUCACUUGGCAGCUGGUGGACAAACAGAACCGUCGCAGUGACAUUGUCCAGCUUGAUCGGGAUGGUACGCUUCAUCCAGGCCCUUCUUACAUUGAGCGCAGCAGCUAUGGUGGGAUCCAGAUGGAGCAAAUACGGCCUGGAUCUUUCACACUUGAAAUCUUCAACAGCCUCAAAGCGGAUGAGGGCCAUUAUGAGUGUCGCAUCACAGAGUGGACAAGGCGGCUGGAUGGGGAGUGGCAGAUGAUUGGGGAGAGGCACAAUGGCUCUGCAGUAUCCAUCAAUGCACUGGAUGCUGGUUUUGCAGUUACAGCCAUCUCCCGCACCCCUGGAGUGACCUAUAAUGAGUCAUUUGAUUUGCAAUGCAUCAUCAAACCACAUUACCCAUCUUGGGUCCCGGUAUCUGUGACAUGGCGUUUUCAACCAGCAGGCAGCACAGAAUUUCAUGAUCUGGUAACCUUUACUCGAGAUGGAGGUGUUCAGUGGGGAGAUAAGUAUAUCGGGUUCCGAACUCGAACAGCCAUUGAAAAAGCAGAGUCCAGUAACAACGUACGUCUCAGCAUCAGCAGGGCCAGUGACACAGAGGCAGGCAAAUACCAAUGUGUGGCGGAGCUGUGGCGGAAGAACUAUAACAGCAGCUGGACACGACUGGCAGACAGGACCUCAAACCUCCUGGAAAUCAGGGUUUUGCGGCCUGUGACGAAGUUGCAGGUCAGCAAAUCAAAGCGGAGUGUCACUCUUGUGGAGAACAGGCCCAUUCCCCUAAAUUGCUCUGUGAAGUCUCAGACCAGUCCAGACUCUCACUUUGCUGUUUUAUGGUACGUCCACAAGCCAGCUGACACAGACGGCAGGCUGAUCUUGAAGACCACCCAUAACUCCGUGUUUGAGUAUGGCACCUACGCCGAAGAAGAUGGGCUGAAGGGAAGGCUGCAGUUUGAGAGGUCCUUGUCUGGAGGACUCUUCAGCCUCACAGUGCAGAGGGCACAGGUCAGCGAUACGGGCAGCUAUUACUGCCAUGUGGAGGAGUGGCUUCUGAACCCCAACCACGCCUGGUAUAAGCUGGCAGAGGAGGUUUCAGGUCGGACUGAAGUCACAGUUAAGUUGCCAGAUAACCUUUUGGAGGUAAACCAGACCCUGAAGAAUCUCACAAUUCUAGAGAACGGGUGGGUGACCUUGGAGUGUCUGGUCACCAGCCGGAGCAGCCACUCUUCCCACUUGUCUGUGGAAUGGUAUGUGUGGAAACCUGGCCAUCCAGAGAAAGAGGAAAUUGUAAAGCUGAGCCGCCAAGCCACUUUCUUGUAUGGAGAACUGGCAACAGCAAAUGACCUGAAGAGUAGGCUGCGCUUGGAAAGCCCUUCUCCAGGCCUUUACCUGCUUACCAUCCAGAACAUGACCGUUCAGGACAGCGGUGUCUACAACUGCCGCGUGGAGGAGUGGUUGCAGGAUCCUACUAAUACAUGGUACAGACGGGCAGAAAGCCUCUCUGGCCUGACCACCAUUGUGGUGAAGCAACCAGAUGCCUCUUUGCAAGUGGAUACAACCACAGCCAAUCUGACAGUGCCAGAGCAGGGGCAUUUUCACUUGGAUUGCUCCAUCCUGUCAGUCUCCAGCCAAGAGUCCCACUUUGCUGUGUCAUGGGUCAUCCUGAAGACCAAAGGCAGAGACAAACGUUCCAGCCGCAACAAGGAUGGAGAAGAGAAGGUGGUCUUGUUGAGAGUAGGCCAGGAUGCUGUCUUCAGUCCAGAAGCUAGCCCCUGGCAGGGCAGGCUGCGCUUUCAGAGGCUCUCGAACACACUCUACCGAUUGACUGUAUUGCAGGCCAGUUCUACAGAUGGAGGCAAUUACUCUUGCCGUGUGGAAGAAUGGCUGCCUGACCCCAGGGGUUCAUGGUACAAACUGGAUGAAGAAGAAUCUGGCCCCAUAUCUGUUUACGUACAAGAUACAGGGUCCUCUCUGCAGUCUGUCACCUGCUCCAAUGAUGCCCUCUUCUACUUUGUGUUUUUUUAUCCUUUCCCCAUCUUUGGCAUCCUCAUCAUCACCAUCCUCUUGGUGCGGUUCAAGAGUAGGAACUCCAGCAAGAAUUCUGAAGGCAAGAACGGGGUCCCUCUGCUGUGGAUCAAAGAGCCACAUCUCAACUACUCACCCACUUGCCUGGAGCCACCUGUUCUCAGCAUCCACCCAGGGACUAUUGAUUAAAAGAGGCCUGCAGUGAGGGAAAGAGAGGUGAAAACGCACCUGGAACCCAAAGGAAGUGUGUGUGUGUGUUGUCUUUUUGUUUCAGCAUCUGUACCUUGGAUCCUGACAAAGCUCCAUGAUGACGCAUCUGUCAUCUUUUGGAACUAAAUGUCAUGAACUGCCCAGUUCUGGUUCAAUCCUGCCAGGUCUGCCAGGCAAGGACGUGAAAUCCUCUUUUCUCAUGACACUAGAGAAGCUCAAGCACUCAGAACGUGAGAGAAGACCCAGGCCAGGGCAAAGGGGAGUGGAAAGUCCGUGUGUUCACUGUAUAUACUGGAUUUCCUUCUUGUGUUCCAUGAUCAGCAGCCUGUCUUUUGGGCUUUAAUCGUGUUGCCCAAAGAUUCAUUCUUGGAUUCUGCGGAGAAUCCCCAGCGUGUUACUGUGGGGAGACUCUUUGGUGCCAGAGUGGGGCUUGUUGAGUUCGUUUGUUUGUUUGAUCAUAUGGGCUUUGUUUGCCCUCCCUGAGCCUUCAUUUGGAGAGGCCCAGAAAAUGGAACUGGCUUCUUCUAAGAAAACUGAACUGAAACUUCUUCCUGCCAAGCAACAGCAGGGUUUGUGCCAGCUCAUCCUUUUGGAGGACUGAAAACAGAUAGAGAGGGUGGCCUUGCCAUUCAUUGAGGAAAUCACUUGUGCCAGUUACAGUCCAGCAAAAACCUAAAUAUGCCACUGCUGCAACGUUCACUGGCCUCUUUGCCCACAGCACUGCUGCCUAUAGAACUACUUCUGUUUAGAAAUGCACACAAUUGCCCUUUGGUUUAAACGACACUGCCACUUCCUUGGAGAUGACAGGAACAAAAAACCUGGACUCCUGACUCUAAAGACAUUCGAAAUUGACCAAAGUAAUGAUUCAGGAAAUGGGAAAAUUGGUGAGGGCCUGGAUUUGUAAUAGCUUUGGGAUGUUGAACCACGUGACAGAGAAAGUGUGGACACACUAAACAAGUUUCAUUUCCCAUUGCACUCAUUACAGAAACAGUCUUAGCAGUGAAGGUUGGAAUUGAACAGUCUCCCUUUCCUCCCAUAUGUGCGUGUGCCAUUUUUUACUUCAGCUCUAUUUCUGCAGAUGCAGCACCCGCUUCCAUACAGCCCUGCAAAAACCACAGGUGGACUAUAAAGACAUACUAGGGCCAAAAAAACAGCUGUUCUUUCUGUGAAAGACAUGGUGUUAGCAACACUGAGGCUCACUGCCAGCAGGGUGCCUACUUUCCACCAGAGUAAGCCAGCCGAGGGAAUUAUUGUGAUAACUGGUGGACCGAGCUCUCCUUAAUGCCCCUCAGUGUAACCCUAACAACAGAGAAGCCGGGUUCCUUUGACACAGCCUUUGCUGUCUUCCUGGCAAGGCCGGCCACUACCUUUUCCACAGAAUGAAUCUGUGUGCAAGGACAUAAUGUGGUGCAGUCACCUGGAUAAAAUAGAUGCAUAUCAUGGCAGUUGUCCAUCUUGAUUUGGGUGUGGGGAGGUGUGGAAGUACGACCCAGCAACAGAGCAAGCUCUAAAGUGCAAGAAAGGAAGUUAUAUUGUCCCACAGGAACCUCUUCAUGGGGACAAUACAGUAACCCAAGGAAACUGUGGCUUGUGAAGAUCUGUGCAGAGAUCUGUGCCACCCAUACACUCUGGCAGGAGGAGGGAGAUGUGUAUGUUCAAGUUACCCCAUUUUAUUUCCCCAACCUAUAAGAUUUUUGAGAAGCAUGCCCUCUCACUAUGAGGUAGCUUUCUGUAGCAUACCAAUAAAAGCAUCCCGAACGUUCCCUGGGCUACACCUGCCUCUGCAAAUUGUUAUUCCUAGAUGACAACUUCUCAGUGUUUGGAAAGCACAUACCCUUUAUCCUCCUGCCUGUGCAGUGUAUUCAGAAAGGAGGGAUCAAAAAGCAAAUGGGAACGAAGCAAAAAACUGAGAAAGCCCCUAGCUUGUGUCUAUUGUUUUAUAAAUGUAAAAUGUCCUGUACAUAUACUGCUUCAGGGCAGGAACUAUAACUCAAUUCAGCUCUUUAAAAGGAAAUGAGUCAGCAAGAUGUUUUCCUGCCCUGGAGAACAUUGCUGUUUAUCUUUGCAUUGGAAAUCUGUUGUACUGAUCCGGCAGCAUCUCAGUGCUUGUCACUGCAUAACCAGCAAGCCUUCCUUUCCCUCCUGGAUCCUUCAUGCUACUAAAAGCUGUCCCACAGCGACCUCCAGUGACCAGCUGUUCAUUUGUGGCAGAGCAGAUGCUGGAAACACGUAAAGGCACAGAAUGAACAGGGAGGAUUGCCCCUCCAGCAGCACUGAUGGUUGCACAGGUUACUUUUGCAAAUGACUUGUUCAUCAUGCUGUCCAUCUACUGCCCAGUUUGAGACCAUGUUUCUUUUCUGUUCUUUUUUUGAUAACUCUGAUUUAACUUCCAGUAAUGAACCCAGAGGAAAAAGAACGAGCUACCUUUGCAUGAUAUGGGGAAACGGUGGGAUUUUUUUUUUUAAAAAAAAGAACUUUGUACCAUGUUGCACUAAAUGUUUUAUACAACACAUGAGAGAGCCGUAGUAAAAUGUGUUGAGAUUGUG
Molecule: messenger RNA, 5903 nt
Organism: Sphaerodactylus townsendi
Lineage: Eukaryota; Metazoa; Chordata; Lepidosauria; Squamata; Sphaerodactylidae
Gene: IGSF3
Product: immunoglobulin superfamily member 3
Exons: 12
Coding region: 1-3336 (1111 amino acids)
Source: RefSeq, a predicted model, not a curated record